AUGGCAGAAGAUGUUGAUGUUUAUAUCUUAGAUAGAUACGAACUGCAGAAAAGGCUUGGCAAGGGUGCUUAUGGAAUUGUGUGGAAGGCAGUUGAUAGAAAGAACAAAGAAAUAAUAGCGCUGAAAAAAAUUUUCGAUGCCUUUCGAAAUCAGACCGAUGCACAGCGAACUUUCCGGGAAAUUAUGUUUUUGCAAGAAUUCGGUCGUCAUCCCAACAUUAUUAAAUUAUAUGAUAUUAUAAAAGCAGAUAAUAACAGAGAUAUUUAUUUGGUAUUUGAAUAUAUGGAAGCAGAUUUACACAAUGUCAUCAAAAAAUUGACCAUAUUAAAGGAUAUUCAUAAGCAAUAUAUUAUGUGUCAAUUAUUUCGUGCUAUUCGGUAUUUACAUAGUGGUAAUGUUUUACAUCGGUAA
Messenger RNA from Dracunculus medinensis (Guinea worm), 411 nucleotides. NCBI's taxonomy places the organism in Eukaryota, Metazoa, Nematoda, Chromadorea, Rhabditida, Dracunculidae. The record is from the annotation of a GenBank genome assembly.